Molecule: messenger RNA, 2154 nt
Organism: Symbiodinium sp. CCMP2592
Lineage: Eukaryota; Dinophyceae; Suessiales; Symbiodiniaceae
Source: the annotation of a GenBank genome assembly
AUGGCCACACCGCGGCUUUGUACUGAAAACAGUGAGCUGUCGGCCUACUUUUCCGGCCAGUACCUCAAGGGUGAGCUCUACGAAGGUAGGCACUACAAGGAGGAUGCAGUGAACGGCAUACCGACAUUCCGAUACGACGGACCAGACGGCACCAUACAAACUUGGCAGCAUGCCUUCAAUUUGCAAGAUCUCGCGUCUGCGGCUGAUGGCGUUAUCAUUCUGUACCAUUACACCAACGAGCUUGGCUUCCAAAACGUGGGAAACAUGAGGCAGUCUGCAGCGGAGCUGUUUGCUUCGCUUGUUGCUGAGCGUGCCCACUUCGGCAAGGGAGUCUACACCACGCAGUAUGAGCCUACAGUGUGGCGGGAGAGGAUACGCGCCCUGCUCAACAACUACAGCAAUCUGGACCCACUGCGCGUGGAUCCCUUCGAUGAGGACGGCGAGAAGAGGAACCAAGAGUGGGGCCAGGGCAAUGCGCAGGGCCACCGGGCCGGUUUCUGCGUGCCGCUGAUUGUCCCAAAGAAGCUUGCCCACAAUAUCUUCGAGAGGCACACGCCUGACAUGGCCCAGAUUCGCAUUGAGGGACGGCCUCUGAAUCUGGGCGAGGAUAUCAAGGGUCGGAAGGUACAUGGAAACAGGGAUGUCUGGGUGGUUCAAAUCACAGACCACGGGGGCUCAGUGCAGCAUGCUCAGAUGAAGUCUGAUGCCCUUUCAGAUGUCUUAGAGAAGCGCCUGCAGCUACUUUGGAAACGCGGUCCGCAAAGCGAGAAGACUCUGCAGUGCAUGGGCGAGUUAGCUUCCAGGUACCAGGGACGCGGUAAAUAUGCGGAGGCGGAGCCCCUCCUCACCCAGCUCUACGCGACGCGUCGCGAAGGCCAAGCUGGCAAGGAGGGCGAAAGCCACGUGAGCCUGGCCUCCUUGGCCGGGCUCAUGCACCAGCAAGGCAAGACUUAUGAUGCAGAGCCCCUUUUCCGGAAGGCUCUGAAGGGUCUCCGAAGCGAGCUUGGAGACGAGCAUCCCGACACCCUCUGUUGCAAGAGGGCCUUCGCUACGCUGCUCGAGGACAUGGGCAAGCAUGAUGAGGCGGCUUUGCUCACUGGCAAGAAGAAGCCACCCAUCGCGGCGCCAAAGGGCGACGAUCUGCGUACGCGGGAGCAGAGUGCACGUGCUAAGCUGAAGGCGGCCGUGGCAGAGCAUGGCCCAGAACACGACGCAACCCGGCAGGGCAUGCGAGACCUGGCGGCAGUGUUGAAAGAGAAGGGCGAUUUCCAUGAGGCCGACAUGCUCUAUCACAUGAGUGGAGGUCCACCUGCAGAAGGGCAGCCCGGGAAUUCCCAGGGGUCCCCCCGUGUUUUACGCCGGAAGCUUCAGCAAUCGCUUGAGAAGUUGGGAGCGACGCAUCCGGACAGCUUGGGUGCCAUGCACUCGUUGGCUUGUGCCUUGCAUCAGCAGGGCGAGCUGAAUGAGGCACAGAAGCUCUGCAGCCAGGCACUGAAGGGGCGACGUGAGAAGAUGGGGCGAGGUCACCCAGAUACACUGGAAAGUAUGCAUGAGAUGGGAGUCCUUUUGAAGGAAGCCGGGCGGAUUCAGGAGGCCGAGCAGCUCUUCCGCGAAGGCCUCGAGAGCAGUCGCCAGACCUUGGGAGGCGUCCACCAGCGAACCGUCGAUUUCAACAACAGCCUGGCUCGCAUGCUCGAGGAGAACGGCCGAGCGGGUGAUGUGCCCGCCCCAGCCUCCUUCAAAGAAUGGCUGGCAGGGCACUGGACCCCUCAAGCCGGCCAGCCACACUUGGGAAUCCCUGGAAACGGAUCGCGUCAACCGAACUUGGCGAAAGACAUGGGGGAAGGAGACCCAAGCCGCAGCCGGCAAGAGGACUUGGAUGCAGAAAUCGAGCGGCUCAUGCUUGCAGACGACUCGGACGAGGAGAUUGAGAAAGCAUUGCGGUCCCAGGUGGCUGGUGGCGGUGCAGCUGCGGCGCGUGUGUUGCGGGAAGGCAUGGCCGGGAUGUUCAUGGAUGAGAACAUGGGCCGCGCUCUCCUACAAGGCAUUGACGACGACUUCUUAUCGCAGGCUGUAUUCGCUUCGCAGGGCCCCAUGGGUGGUGAAGUCACUGCAGCACAGCUGAUGCGGGAAGGCAUGCUGCGAAGCAGAUAG